GUGUGCCAUGGAGCUGCCGUGGCUGGGAGAGCACUGCUCCGAGCGCUCCUGCAAACAGCUGGAUUUCCUUCCUCUGAAAUGUGACGCAUGUGGGGAAGUGUUCUGUAAAGAUCACAUCCGUUACGAUGACCACAAGUGCAGCUCUGCCUACAAGAAAAACGUGCAGGUGCCAGUGUGUCCCCUCUGUAACACGCCUAUCCCAGUGCAGAGGGGGGAAAUCCCAGAUAUUGUGGUUGGAGCCCACAUAGAUAAGGACUGCAAAUACAACCCAGCACAGCAAAAGCAGAAGAUCUUCACAAACAAAUGCACAAAGCCAGGCUGCAAAAGGAAAGAGAUGAUGAAGGUGGUUUGUGAACAGUGUGGCAGCAGCUUCUGCAUAAAACAUCGGCAUCCUCUGGACCACGACUGCAGAGGGAGCAGCCAGCCCAUCUCCAAGGCAGGAUAUGCAGCUCUGAUGAGAGCUUCUCAUCCCACCUUCAAGUCCCCGGGAGCAAUUGGAGUGCCAUCUAAUGGGAAUCGUCAGCACAACAGGUGCAGAUAGUAGAAGCUCUUCACAUCUGGAUCAAAUCCAUAAAAUGAAGUUAACAUUUUCUAUCUCUCUCUAUAAAUUUCUAUGCAAUUAACUUAUUUUUGUAUAAUAAUUAUGUAUGCAUUCAAUAAACUGCUACCCUUUCCAAGCCAA
This is a messenger RNA of Zonotrichia albicollis (white-throated sparrow), 682 nucleotides long. RefSeq names its product zinc finger AN1-type containing 2A (gene ZFAND2A). Gene Ontology annotation, molecular function: zinc ion binding. Gene Ontology annotation, cellular component: endoplasmic reticulum; cytoplasm. Lineage: Eukaryota; Metazoa; Chordata; Aves; Passeriformes; Passerellidae. The record is from RefSeq and is a predicted model, not a curated record. Gene Ontology annotation, biological process: proteasome-mediated ubiquitin-dependent protein catabolic process; protein targeting to ER.